AUGGUGUGUGAGGUGAAUAAGAUGCAAGACUUUGACCAUCCUCACGUCAUGUCCCUGAUAGGGGUGUGUGUCGAUGCUGGCCCCGGCAUUGCUAUAGUGAUGCCAUAUAUGGCCAACGGGAGCCUCAUUGGAUAUCUCAAGAGAGAGAGGAGCAGCCUUGAGUUGGACGAUGACUGUGAGAUUGAUCAGAUUCUAGAAGUGAGGAAACUGCUACUAAAGAUGUGCCAUCAGAUAGCACUGGGAAUGGCCUACUUGGCCGAGCAGAAUUUUGUCCAUCGCGACCUUGCAGCAAGAAACUGUAUGCUGGACUCGGGAGGGAGUAUCAGGGUGGGGGACUUUGGUCUGGCUGAGGACGUCUAUGCUAGUGGCUACUUCAGACAGAACGACCGAGCCAAUGUGAAGCUUCCCUACAAAUGGAUGGCCUUGGAGAGUCUCAACGAUGCCAUCUUCACAGAGAAAACUGAUGUGUGGUCGUAUGGUGUGACUGUGUGGGAGAUCUUCAGUGGAGGAGAGACCCCUUACCCUGCGGUGGACCCACACUCCCUCAUCCAGCUGCUGGGAGAAGGGCGGAGACUAGAGAGACCUCUCACUGCAGCCUGUGCCACCGAGAUGUGA
Molecule: messenger RNA, 615 nt
Organism: Halichondria panicea
Lineage: Eukaryota; Metazoa; Porifera; Demospongiae; Suberitida; Halichondriidae
Product: tyrosine-protein kinase receptor UFO-like
Exons: 4
Coding region: 1-615 (204 amino acids)
Biological process (GO): multicellular organism development; protein phosphorylation; cell surface receptor protein tyrosine kinase signaling pathway
Cellular component (GO): plasma membrane; signaling receptor complex
Molecular function (GO): ATP binding; transmembrane receptor protein tyrosine kinase activity
Source: RefSeq, a predicted model, not a curated record